Messenger RNA from Lathyrus oleraceus (garden pea), 573 nucleotides. RefSeq names its product protein FAR-RED IMPAIRED RESPONSE 1-like. Bases 1 to 573 code for a protein of 190 amino acids. The transcript has a single exon. NCBI's taxonomy places the organism in Eukaryota, Viridiplantae, Streptophyta, Magnoliopsida, Fabales, Fabaceae. The record is from RefSeq and is a predicted model, not a curated record. Gene Ontology annotation, biological process: regulation of DNA-templated transcription. Gene Ontology annotation, molecular function: zinc ion binding.
AUGGAAGGUUGCUUUGCUACGUAUCAUGUGUUGGAGGAGAUAUUAGUUGGAGACAUACGCAAAGAGCGAGUCUUAAAAGUUGUUCUUAAUAAGGAAAACCAUGAUUUCAAAUGUGAAUGCUCAUUAUUUGAGUUUAGAGAUAUUGUGUGUCGGCAUGUGUUAUCCGUGUGUAGUCAGGAGAGGAUUAUAAGUCUUCCAGAGAAGUAUGUUUUAACGAGAUGGAAGAAAAAAAUUAAAAGGAAGCAUUCAUAUAUCAAGACUAGUUAUGGUGUAACAGAGUUGAAGCCACAAAUGAACAAGUUUGACAAAUUAUGCAACCAUUUUUAUGAGGUUGAUGAAGUAGCUGCUGAGUCAGAAGAGACUACCGAAGACCUCCAUGAAACAUUACAUAUGUUUAGCUCUAAUAUGUCCACAAAGGACAGUGCCCUUAUUGAAGAAAACCUCAAUGAUGAUUUUAAUCCAAUCAAUAGUAAUAGAAUUCACAGUCCAAAACAUGUCAAGCGCAAAGGUCGUCCUCCAUCUAAAAGAAAAACAUCUGUCGCCGAAACGAUCACCAAGAGGUCAAGGAAAUGA